This is a messenger RNA of Molossus molossus (Pallas's mastiff bat), 2286 nucleotides long. RefSeq names its product leucine rich repeats and calponin homology domain containing 2 (gene LRCH2). Bases 1 to 2286 code for a protein of 761 amino acids. The transcript is spliced from 21 exons. Gene Ontology annotation, molecular function: protein binding. The record is from RefSeq and is a predicted model, not a curated record. NCBI's taxonomy places the organism in Eukaryota, Metazoa, Chordata, Mammalia, Chiroptera, Molossidae.
AUGGCGGCAAGUCAGGGAGGUGGUGGUAACAGUGGGGGCGGCGGUUAUGGUGGAGGUGGAAGUGGCGGUGGCGGUGGCGUGGCCGGAGGAGGUGGUGGAGCUGGAGCGGGAAGCGGCGGUGGCGGGACCCUGGUGCUGCCCAUCCCGGUACCGAUUCUUUUCGGUCAGCCUUUCCCCAACGGGCCGCAGUGGAACCCGGGGAGCUUGCAGCCUCAACACACCGCGAGGAGCCUGGACCGGGCCCUGGAAGAGGCGGGCAACUCCGGCAUCCUGAGCCUCAGUGGUAGGAAACUCCGAGACUUCCCGGGCAAUGGCUACGACCUGACGGACACUACCCAAGCAGAUCUUUCAAGAAAUCGUUUUGCAGAAAUUCCUUCUGAUGUCUGGUUAUUUGCACCUCUUGAAACAUUAAAUUUGUAUCAUAAUUGCAUUAAGACCAUUCCUGAAGCCAUUAAAAACCUGCAGAUGUUAACAUACCUUAACAUUAGUCGAAAUCUUUUAUCAGCAUUGCCAAAAUACUUAUUUGAUCUUCCUCUUAAAGUUUUGGUCAUCAGUAAUAAUAAACUGGUAUCCAUUCCAGAAGAAAUUGGGAAGUUAAAAGAUUUAAUGGAAUUGGAUAUUAGCUGCAAUGAGAUUCAGGUUCUUCCUCAACAAAUGGGAAAAUUACAUUCACUUAGAGAGCUCAAUAUAAGAAGAAAUAAUCUUCAUGCAUUGCCAGAUGAAUUAGGAGAUCUUCCCUUAGUCAAGUUGGAUUUCUCUUGUAAUAAAGUGACCGAAAUUCCAGUUUGUUACAGGAAGCUGCAUCAUUUACAAGUAAUAAUUUUGGAUAAUAAUCCAUUGCAAGUACCACCAGCGCAGAUAUGUUUAAAAGGUAAAGUACACAUAUUUAAGUACUUAAAUAUCCAGGCAUGUUGCAGAAUGGAUAAGAAACCAGAUUCUCUCGAUCUUCCAUCAUUAAGUAAAAGAAUGCCCUCCCAGCCUCUCACAGACAGCAUGGAAGAUUUUUAUCCAAAUAAAAAUCCUGGCCCUGACUCUGGAAUUGGAAGUGAUAAUGGAGAGAAAAGAUUAUCUGCAACAGAACCAUCAGAUGAUGACACAAUCAGCCUUCACUCUCAAGUCUCCGAAUCAAAUAAAGAGCAGACGUCAAGAAAUGACAGCCAUUCAAUUGGAAAUAAACCUGAUUCUCAGAAAGACCAGGAGGUGUAUGAUUUUAUUGACCCCAACACAGAAGAUGUAGCAGUUCCCGAGCAAGGAGAUGCACAUAUUGGAUCCUUUGUCUCUUUCCUUCAGGGAAAAGAAAAAGGUCCUGAAAAAUCUCAGAAAAAUGAAGAAUUAGGAGAUGAAAAUAGAGUUGGGAAAGAACAGUUACUUGCAGAAGAAGAGGAUGAUGAUUUGAAGGAAGUAACUGAUUUAAAGAAAGUAGCCACUCAGUUAUUGCAGCAAGAGCAAAAGAACAGGAUUCAUUCAAUAUCUGUUACAAGAAACAAGCCAAAAGAAAAUGUGGAUUGUAAAAAGAGUGUCUCAACAGAUGACGUUAACUCACCAUUAUCACCACUCACAUGGAAGCCCUUAGAAAAUCAGAAAGAUCAAACAGAUGAACAACAGUGGCCAGAAUCUCAACCUAUAAUCUGGCAGAGUGAAGAAAGAAGGCGGAGCAAACAGAUUAGAAAAGAAUAUUUCAAGUAUAAAUCAUCAAGGAAGAGUUCAAGUGGCAAUGAAAAUGAUGAGCAAGACAGUGAUAAUGCUAAUAAGUCACCACAAUCUCCAAUAUCAUCUGAGGAAUAUGAUAGAACUGAUGGUUUUUCACAUGGUCCUUUUGGCUUGAAGCCAAGAUCAGCUUUUAGCCACCCAUCUCGCAAGGAAUAUGGGGCAGCAGAUCCUGGAUUUACAAUGAGAAGAAAGAUGGAACAUUUACGGGAAGAACGAGAACAAAUACGACAGCUUCGCAAUAAUCUCGAAUCCAAGUUGAAAGUAAUUUUGCCUGAUGAUAUUGGAGCUGCGCUGAUGGAUGGCGUUGUUCUUUGCCAUUUAGCCAAUCAUAUAAGGCCCCGCUCAGUAGCUAGUAUUCAUGUGCCAUCACCAGCAGUGCCUAAACUGAGCAUGGCAAAAUGUCGAAGAAAUGUAGAAAAUUUUCUUGAUGCCUGUAAAAAGUUAGGAGUCUCACAGGAAAGACUCUGUUUGCCUCAUCAUAUUUUGGAAGAAAGAGGUCUUGUCAAAGUUGGUGUCACAGUUCAGGCUCUUCUUGAAUUACCUACAACCAAGGCAUCUCAGCUUUCUAUGGCUUAA